This is a messenger RNA of Brugia malayi, 176 nucleotides long. The record is from the annotation of a RefSeq genome assembly. NCBI's taxonomy places the organism in Eukaryota, Metazoa, Nematoda, Chromadorea, Rhabditida, Onchocercidae.
GUCUACAGCUAACACCAUUAUACGCAUUAACCUUACCAAUUGCUAUAGUAUGGACAGAAAAACAUGUCAGGAAAACUGCCCAGGAAAAUUGCCGGAAAGCUAUAGAAUUAAAGGGCAAUGAAGCAGCUAAUCAUUACUUUACAAUUUUCGAAAGACCUGCAGGAAAGAAUGCUUAA